This is a messenger RNA of Spirodela intermedia, 84 nucleotides long. Lineage: Eukaryota; Viridiplantae; Streptophyta; Magnoliopsida; Alismatales; Araceae. The record is from the annotation of a GenBank genome assembly.
AUGAGAAGUUGGAGAGCAGAUAUAUUUGUACACUGUCUCUACACGUGGCCAACUUGUGGAUGUACUUACCAAGGGAAUAAGUAA